Messenger RNA from Anguilla anguilla (European eel), 5455 nucleotides. It is a transcript of the gene setd7, whose product is annotated as SET domain containing 7, histone lysine methyltransferase. NCBI's taxonomy places the organism in Eukaryota, Metazoa, Chordata, Actinopteri, Anguilliformes, Anguillidae. The record is from RefSeq and is a predicted model, not a curated record. Gene Ontology annotation, cellular component: chromosome. The transcript has 8 exons. Gene Ontology annotation, biological process: regulation of DNA-templated transcription. The coding region runs from base 229 to 1341 and encodes 370 amino acids. Gene Ontology annotation, molecular function: protein binding; histone H3K4 monomethyltransferase activity.
UUUGCCUUUAAAAGUGGGCCGUGCAGUUGUUGCUUCUUUGUAACUGUCAGUCGUGAUGUAGCACUGGCUCAGAGGGUGAUGUCAGCUUUUCUAGGGAAGGGGGGGGUCGACAUUACAGCAAAGUAUUAGAAUAAUAUACGGGAGCUGGUAACAAUAGACCGGAAUAACGCUGCUUCAACACUUCACUCUGCAAUUCUACUGUGGUUAGAGAAAGAGCAUCAAACAACCAUGGAUAGCGAUGACGAAAAUAUGGAAGAAAUCGUUGAAGGCCCCCUCGACGAGGACGGCCAGCCGCACGGCUUCUGCACCGUCACGUACUCGUCCAGCGACCGCUUCGAGGGCACGUUCGUCCACGGGGAGAAGAACGGCCGAGGGAAGUUCUUCUUUUUCGACGGGAGCACGCUUGAGGGGUUCUACGUGGACGACGCCCUGCAGGGCCAAGGCGUGUACACCUACGAGGACGGAGGCGCGCUGCACGGCGCCUACGUGGACGGGGAGCUGAACGGCCCCGCCCACGAGCUGGACGCCGACGGGCGCGUCGUCUUCAAGGGCCAGUACAAGGACAACAACCGCUGCGGCGUCUGCUGGAUCUACUACCCCGACAGGGGCGGCGUAGUGGGCAAGGUGAACGAGGAUGGCGAGAUGACGGGCAGCGAUGUGGCGUACGUGUACCCCGACGGCAAGACGGCCCUGUACGGGAGCUUCGUGGACGGGGAGCUGAUCGAGGCCCGGCUCGCCACUCUGUCCUCGGUGGAGAACGGCCGACCGCACUUUGACGACGUCGUGCCUGGCAGCGCGGUCUACAGGUACGACAAGUCAACCUCCACCUGCAUCGCUGCCCACGGCAUGCUGCCUGAUCCCUACGAGGCCCAAAGGGUGUAUGUGGCAGACUCUUUAAUCUCAGGGGCGGGGGAGGGGCUCUUCGCCAAAACCGACGCGGAGCCCAACACCGUGAUGGCCUUCUACAACGGGGUCCGCAUCACGCAUUCGGAGGUGGACAGCAGGGACUGGUCCCUCAACGGGAACACGAUAUCUCUGGACGAGGACACGGUGAUCGACGUGCCGGAACCCUUCAACGGCACAGAUAAAUACUGCGCUUCACUGGGGCAUAAGGCCAACCACUCCUUCACUCCUAACUGCACCUACGAACCGUUUCUCCACCCUCGUUUUGGACCCAUCAAGUGCAUACGCACGGCUAGGGCAGUGCAGCGGGACGAGGAGCUGACGGUGGCAUACGGCUAUGAUCACACACCCUCAGGGAAGGGCGGGCCGGAGGCACCCAACUGGUACAAGCAGGAGCUGAGGACCUUCCAGGGCACUCCAACGAACCCUUCGGAAUGAGACCCACGCCCAUCCCGACCCCUCACCCUCUAAGCCCCUUUCAGCCCCUCUCAGCGCCUCAAACCUUCACCAUCUCAACCCCUUAAACCCUCAACCCCUCAACCUCUCAGACCUUCAGCCCCUCAAACCUGCAGACCCUUAACCUCUCAACACAUCAAACCCUCAGUCCCUCAAACCUUCACCCUCUCAACUCCUCAAACCCUCAACCCCUUAGACUCUCAACCCCUCAACCUCUCAACACUUCAAACCCUCAACCCCCCAGACCCUCAACCCCUCAACCUCUCAACACUUCAAACCCUCAGGACGUCAAGCCUUCAAUCUCUCAACCCCUCUGUGCCUCAAACCACCAACCCCUCAAACCCUCAGCACCUCAAAUCUUCACCCUCUCAACCCCUCAACCUCUCAGACCCUCAACCCCUCAAAACCUCAACCCCUCAGACCCUCAAACCCUCAACCCCUCAAACUCUCAACCUCUCAUCUUUUCAACCUUUCAACCCUUAAAUGUCUCAAACCCUCAGCCCCUCAACCCCUCAACCUUAAACUCAAACCUUCAAACCCUCAGCCCAUGAAGCCCUCAACCCCUCACCGCAAGCACGGUCGCACUAGGGACUAACAAGACAGGCAGCGCGUUCCAACACACGUACGCACAUUCGCGCGCGCACACACACACUGUGGAACUAUGCACUACCGACCAACCAGGGAGUCUGUCCAUCUAUCGCUCUGGCCACUCUUCUGCUAGCAUUUCAACGUGCGAGCCAUGGGGUUGUUUUCUUUGGUUUGCUAGACACACUUCAAUUCUGUGCCUCUUUUUUUCCCCCUCUUUCCAAAACAGACGCCAAUUACCCUUGCAGUGAUGCUGUGCAGAGAUCACUGUUCAACUUCAGGCCCCAUUAAACAGUUUCUGAACAUUUUUUCCUCACCCAGAGCGUUGGAAGUACCUCAGACCUCCUGACUGGCAAAAUGCAUCUCCGUUUGCAUUAAAUGUUGGUGCUUUUGAGUGCGGUCAACAGAAUUCUUCGCUAGUGCAAAAUCGUUCUCGCCUCAUCUUUGUGCGUCUCUUCUGUCUUCUGUAACGGGAAGGGAUGGCUUAUCCAAUGACAUGGGCUCAGGAAAUGUCAACCAAUUGGCGUUUUUGUCAAAGAAAAAUAUACAGGCUUAUUUAUUGAGGAAAGUGAGAUGCUUGAAUGACUCUUAAGUGUAACUGUCCACUAUGCUAAUUGCUUGGACGAGCUUAACAUCACCAUUUUCAGGGUGAACUAGUGCUUUUUGAAAUCGGUUAUGAAACUGAUGCAUUUUGUACAAGAUGAAGUACAUUCACUGUACUUAACAGCUUUGUCCUGCAAGCAGCUUCUGGACCUGGAGUAUUGUAAAGGGAGCUGUUUGAAUUUAAAUGCUUAUCAUUGGCUGUUUUCUGCUUUCUUAUAUCGGCAGAAAGGUCAUUCUUUUUUGUCAAGAUAAAAUAAAUGUGGUUACUAUGUGUACUAGCUUUGUGCUUAUGAAAUUAUCUGAAUAUUUCUUUUGCUACAAGUAUCUAAUAAUUUUUUGAAUCUUUAGAUUUCCAAGAUAAAAAUUAAGUUGGGAAAUGAAGAAACAUCACCACAAAAAUCACAUCACAGUUCACAGGUACAGGCUGUGGAGAAAAGAUCCUGAAACCACAAGUCUGAUUUCUUCACCAGUUUGUGUGUUCCAUGGAAACCUAAUCCUGGACAAAAAGGACAACGUUAGCAAAUGAACAUUGUAGCUCUGUGUAACGUGAUAUUUGUGCAGCUUUUUAUCGCAAAUACUGAAUCAUUUAUUCAAUGCAGUUAUCUUUUCUUUGCUUAUUUUUUCCUCAGAAAUAUUGUAAAAUGAAAUACCUGCAUUUAGCUCUGUAUUUAAUGCCUAGUCAAUAAAUUUUUAACCUACAUUCAAAGAACAACUUAUAGCUAGAUCUGCAUCCUGUACAUAUAUGUAGUCUGAAUAGUACUCUCUCUGAAUGCACAUUAUCUGCUUGUGUACACUUCUUCCUAACCUGAGGGUAAUCAUGUGAUCGGGUACAAGGCAGCUCUGUGGUUUGUUGUUUGAACUCCUAGGAUCCAGUGAGCUGGCUAAAAAAAUCUGUACCCUUAGUUUUUGGUCAAGGAUCAUUAAACCAUGUCCCUGCUGUUGCAAGUUGGCAGCCUUUGUGCCUUCAGUGUAAAGAAGCGAGGAACAGGAAGUACAUUGAUUUUACUAUGAACCAAAGCACCUCCCCACCACAAAGUGAACCGUUUCAGAGAGAGGAGGGUGACUGAGGGGCGGGAGGUGGGUUUGAUGUCACAGGAUUUCGGAUCCUGAAGGAACAGUAGCCAGCCCCAACGAAUUUGAUUUGGAGACCCUCAGCUUCCGACUGCAGGUAGCGCAAGUUUCAGCAUUUCGGCUUCUUUACCUUUCCCAAUUCAAUCUGGCUUCAGUCGUAAGUGCUAAAAAUGAUACAAAAUCGCGAAAUAAUGUAUGGCAACUGGGAUGAAUUGUAAGUGUCAGAAUUAAAUCCAAUUCUAUUGUUGACUGACAGUAUGAUUUUUGGACACCAAUAUGGUGAUGGCUACAUUUAAAAAAAAUAAAAAACUUCCCUUGAAUCUGUUAACGGUAUCUAUUCAUUGUGCUUCCUGUGUCCUUCCAACUUAAAUAAGUUCUUGUUCAUGGGGGUCUAAUUUGUGUCAACAAUUUUGAUAUGUUAUAUAUACUGUUUGAAUGGACCUUUUAAAAAUGUGAUAUCUAAUAUCCCAUGUGUAGCAAUAAUGUCAUGGGUUUAUGAUUGUUUAAAAUUCUGAUUAUCUCAAAUGUGUUUAUCAAGGCAGACUUUAAAGGGGAGUAUUCCUUAAAUAUCAGUUUUCUCACAUUUGGCCAAGAUGGUGGUAUUAUCAAUAUAUAUUAAUCUUUGUAUAACAAACAAAAGAUACACUUUCAUGGUUGAGCAUUACUGUUCUUUAACAAGUGGGAUUAUGUAAUGGCUGUUUUAACAGGGUGUAUUAUGAGAUCUUUUUGAGCAAUACACCAUAUUAAAGGUGUACAUCUUACAGUCACAAAAUGAAGGGAGGACUGUAAAAACAUGCAAUAGCAAAUCUGACUGAACUCCCAACAUUUGUCAUUUGUACUUUAAAUAUUGUUCUAUGGUUAGAUAUCUAAGAUGUAUGUUUUGCACAGAAUAAGGGCAAUGGUGGACACAUCUGAUGCAUUUGUGUUAAAAUAAUUAUAGUAUACAGUUGUCAGUCAUUCCAGUUGGCUGGGAGAUUUGGACAUUUAAAAAAGUGAACUGCUUUGUGUUCAGGAUUGUGUUGAUGGUGAUUGUGAUUUUUUUGAUGUAAUUGUGGGCUCGUAAGAGAUUGAAAAUGGUUUUUUGUGUGAAAAUGGUUUAAAAUGGAGCUGAGAGGAAGUGAGCUAGAGGCUUUGGACUACAAUCACAAAAGUGUUUGAAUAUUUCCCAUGAGCACAUUGCAAAUCAUGGUGCUGCCAUGUUUUACUUAUUUCACACUUUUAUGUUCACAAGCUGUUGAAUAUUUAACAAAUUCAUUUUCCAAAUGAUGGGAUUAAGUGUUUUUAUUUGUACUGGAGGAUUUUUGUAUUAUAUUUCUGACUAUGAAACUUGUGCGAUGACUGUCACAAUUGGCAACCCAUGUUACCGGUCCAUUUAACAACCAGUAUUAUGUAUUAUUUUUACAGGCACCAAUCAUGUCUUAUUGAUAAUUUUGAACACAGUGUAGCAGGACAGUGCCCUUGCAUUAGACAUUUGGUGAUGAAACUGUUCUGGUGGAAUACUUUGAGGUCCCAACCUCACGAGUUUUACGCAGGAAUGCCUGUAAUCUGUUGCUGUUCUUUUCCUAAGAAUUCCUAGCCUUAGAUCAGUGGAUUCCAAUCUGCAUAUGAUCAAAUGAGCAGGUGAGCCCAUGUGGCGAUGUUUACAAGAAGCUGUGUUUGCAGAGUGAUAGUGUGAGCAUGCGUGUUGAAUGUGUAUUUUUACUCGUGUAAAGACAGGUAUAUGAGAAUGGUAGAGUAUGUGAAGAUGGCAACGGUGAGCCUUUAAAAAAAAAAAAAAGUUGUAGCUGAAGUGUCUCUUGUGCAAUAUUCUAAGGAAUAAUAAAGCAUACAUACAUAA